Messenger RNA from Ordospora colligata OC4, 297 nucleotides. RefSeq lists its product as uncharacterized. The coding region runs from base 1 to 297 and encodes 98 amino acids. The record is from RefSeq and is a predicted model, not a curated record. NCBI's taxonomy places the organism in Eukaryota, Fungi, Microsporidia, Ordosporidae. The transcript has a single exon.
AUGGAAAAGAAGAACAGGGAUCUUGCGAAAAAAAACACAGAGCUCAAGGAGAAGAUAUCGAAGAUGACUGUAAUGUAUUCUGAAUUGCUCAAGACGAACAUUAAGCGCGAAUAUACAGAGUUCAGAAUUCGUAAGAAAGCUAUUGGUCUCUUAGAAGACAGUAUUGGCGUGGUAAAUGAUGUUGCAGAGAACCUGAGAGAGAUAAAGGCAAUGAUCUUGAGGAAGGAUGCCUUAGAAGUUCUUGAGGACAAGUUGAAUGCACAAGAUGGAGUGAAGCCUAGGAAACUCUCAAUGUGA